GCACCAUGACCAUGAAGUGAAAUAUGAUGAGAAUAAUCUGGAGAAAUCUAACAUCAGUGAAAGCGAUCGUUUGUUAAUGGAAGUUCUUUGAUGGUGAAAACGGUUUGUGUUCCACUUAUGUCCACGUCUACCAAGAUUUAUUGGUUAAAAACGAUUAUAAAAACGAAGACAAACCCUCAGCUUUCUAGUUUUGUCGUGUCAUCAACAAGAUAUCAUGGCAUCUUUCUUCAUUCUUACGGCCCUCGUGGUGCUGGCUGUUGAAGCUGCUUCAAUCGAAAAGUCAGGAGAUGAGGAUAAACUGACGAAGCUUCAGAAGGAUGUGACACAUAUUAUGAAAACUGUGGAUGCGAUGCAAGAACACCUGAACGAUGUGCAUAUUUACUUUCACGGUCUGCCCUCAGCCAUCGGUUCUCGUCCACAUUCCCACCAUGCUUCUCAUUCACAUCCCAGUCGUUUUGGCCAUCGUCAUUCUCAUCCUUAUAGAUUUGUGCAUUUCCACAGCUUCCACAAAGCACCAACUUCAGCCCACUGCGAUAUCAAACCAAACACACAACUGAAAACGUGGCAAAAUAUCACUGGCCACAUCCACAUUACGCAGGAAACUGUCGAUCAAGUGAGAGUCUAUGUGAAAGUGCUUGGCCUCCCCAUUGAUCAACCUGAAAGACAGUAUGCACUCCACGUGCAUGAAUCGAAUGAUACAUCGAAGAGUUGUGACAGCUUGGGCGGUCACUUCAACCCACACGGUCAUGAACACGGUUCAAAAGAUGCUCCUCAUGCUUCCCGCCAUGCUGGAGAUUGGGGAAAUGUUCAGGCUGACGGUAGUGGUACUGUCAAUUUAGACUUCGCAGACAGAGAUUCAAGCCUGGUUAGCCGCGACUCAAUCCUCGACAAAUCCAUUGUGAUCCAUGCAAAAUCCGACAGCAAGGAUGACAGUGGAGAGCGUAUUGCAUGUUGUGUUAUCAAGAAAGCCGACAGAGCCAAGGAAGCUCGAGGUCACCAUUAUAGAACAGGCGAUGAGGAAGAUGAAGAUAUGAAUGAUGACGAUAUGUAAUGAAAGCUAAAACUCUGAGUUUGUUUAGCAAUCUCACCACAUCGCUAUAUCAGUAGACUUUCAUAAAAUAUUCUCUGUUCAAUUGAGGGGAAAUAUUUUUUUCUAUUUGUACACAAUAUUUUCCUAUUGUACGGCAGAAUAAUUUGUGAAAGGAUAUCGUAAUGUGGUUUUCCUUGCUAUGCAAAAGAAAAAAUAAAUAAUUAAAAUGAAAUAAAUUGAAUUGAGUAAAUUGGAUUUAAAACUAA
Messenger RNA from Octopus bimaculoides (California two-spot octopus), 1296 nucleotides. RefSeq lists its product as uncharacterized. Gene Ontology annotation, molecular function: copper ion binding. Gene Ontology annotation, biological process: superoxide metabolic process. NCBI's taxonomy places the organism in Eukaryota, Metazoa, Mollusca, Cephalopoda, Octopoda, Octopodidae. The record is from RefSeq and is a predicted model, not a curated record.